This is a messenger RNA of Fopius arisanus, 4483 nucleotides long. It is a transcript of the gene Ube4B, whose product is annotated as Ubiquitination factor E4B. Gene Ontology annotation, cellular component: cytoplasm; nucleus; ubiquitin ligase complex. Gene Ontology annotation, biological process: protein polyubiquitination. Bases 438 to 3794 code for a protein of 1118 amino acids. The record is from RefSeq and is a predicted model, not a curated record. Gene Ontology annotation, molecular function: ubiquitin-ubiquitin ligase activity. NCBI's taxonomy places the organism in Eukaryota, Metazoa, Arthropoda, Insecta, Hymenoptera, Braconidae. The transcript has 3 exons.
UCGAAUCGGACUUCUACAACUUCUUUUACCAAGCCAAGUCAUAUCUUGGUCUAUCCUUUUGAUUGAGAAAUUCAGAGUCUCGGAAUCCUCUUUGUAGUAAAAAGUGAGAGUCCCCACGUCGUACGUGGUAGUGUCCUCUCGUCACACCUCCCUAUCAGUACUGUUGUAGUACUUAUUAACUCGUAAUUGCCUCCCCAAAUAAUUAUCAAUCGCAGUGAUAAGCCGUGACUCGAUAUGAUAUCACUCAUCUCACGCCCAAACUCAAACAGAUGUAGAGUGACUGUCCAAAUUUUCUGACAUAUCGUAUAGUUCACUUCAUUCUCCAUAAUCAACAUUUUUAUUAUAUAUAUUUCUAAGUGUUCAACAUUGAUAACCAAGAGAAAUCACUAAAAAAGAAAACCAUUGAAUAUCCCGAGGGAGAAGUUGUGAGAAAAAUAAUGAGUGAAUUGAGUCAGGAAGAGAUGCGAAGACGUCGGCUGGCGCGUUUAGCUGGAUUAGAAACUAGUACUCCUCCUACAAAUACAAAUGGAGGCAAUUCUCUGGGUUCACCGAGCACCCCAGGACCAUCGAAGAUCACUAGUCUAGCCAAUAUAUCGCCAGUUCAGCAGCCUGGGGGACAGAAUAUCAUCAAUCAAACGCCCAUGGAAACUGAGGAGAGCAGUGAGAAGCAGUCAAAUAACUCGGGUAUUGAUGUGGAUUCUGGAAUUGAAAAUAUGGAGGUUGAGGAGUCUGAUAGAAAAGAUUCAGUGUCUAGAUCGAGGACAACGAGUUCAAGCAUCGAGGUCUCCCCAGACCAGAUUUACACAGUAAUAUCCCGCGUUUUGUGCGUCUCAUGGGGUGAGUCACUAGGGUCUAGGAUAUUACUUCCUCAGUUGGCAUGCAGCAUGGCCUCAGACAAUCAGAGGCCUAUGGAUCCUGUCGAAAUAAUAAGCCAGAGCUUGAUGGAGGUAAUUCAGAUGUUUACGAGAGAAGAGGAUCCAUUGAGAGGAGUGUCAAUGGAGAUAGUGUCAGAUCGUGAGGAUAGCCCCCACAGCCAAUCAAGCCCACUGAUGAGCCCAAUAGACACUCUGCCAUCGUGCUCACUAGCCAGUCUGCCCCUGCCGCCAGGAGAGAAAGGAGAUAAACGGGAGAAAUCCUUUCAAUCAAAGAGCCUUCAAUAUCUCCUUGACUGCUACAUUAGAGUUUCAGUUGAAGAGAGAAAUCAGCCAAAACGUUCAUCAGUCCCCCCGAUAUCAGAGGUUCUCUCCCGUCUCAGAGCCCAGUGUGUUCAGUAUGCCAGUCUCGUCCUCCAGGGUAUCCUUGAUCCUCCAUCAAUUGAUGGAUCCUCAGCAUCCAGUCCUCUCCUCAUUCCUGUACUCUCCCAGAGCCUGCCCCGAGGCUUUCUCCACGAGCUUGUCGUCAGGACUCAUUCCAAUCCCCAGACCUUCAACAGAAUUUUCACUCCUCUUCUCCAGGGGCUCUAUUUAUCUAUGCAGCAGGGCACUCUUGUGGGAAACACCCAUCGACGACCUGUACAGGCCCUUGAGGAGCUCAUCGAGAUCCGAUGUGGUACCAAUGGCAAUAGCAGACCAAUCUGCCGACUUAUUACCCAUCAAGUCCAGUUUCUCCCUGAUUUUAUGACCACUGCUAUUGGAAGGGAGCUAGCUCGCACCUCGUUCCUCGGGCCCUUCCUCUCGGUCUCAGUGUUCGCUGAGGAUCAGCCUAAAGUGGCUGAGAAAUUUUUCAGUGGAAACCCGUCGAAUGACAAGUCCAUAAAUCUAACACUCCAGCAGGAAUUGGAGAGCAUUCGUACUUCGUUCCACAAAAUGUUGCAUGCCAUUUUGGCAACGUCAACCUGUCGUGAUGCAACUCUUGCUUACCUUGCCGCUCUCCUACGCCAUAACGAGAAGAGGGCUCAGAUCCAAUCGGAGGAGUUCAAACUCGCUGGGGAUGGAUUUAUGCUGAAUCUUUUAUCAGUCUUACAAAUGUUGUCUGUUAAAAUAAAACUGGACACUGUAGACUCGCUUUAUCCCUUUCACCCUUCGAGUUUUGUGGAAAUUAAGAACGAUACGAGAUUGAAGCUGUCCUCCCAGGAGGUGACUGACUGGUUAACAGAUCUCGAGAGGAGUCACAAGUGGACAGAAGCAAAAUUUCCAACUCAGUGCUGGUUUCUCACACUUCAUUGUCAUCACGUUGCCCUACUUCCUGCUCUGCAGAAAUACCAGAGAAAGCUGAGGGCCCUGAGGGACCUGCAAAAAAUGUUGGACGAGCUCCAGGCGACUGAAUCUCAAUGGAAGGACACACCAUUUGCAGCUCACAAUAAAGAGCUCAUCAAACGUUGGAAGCAACAGUUGAAACGUCUUGGAAAGUCAAAAUCGUGUGCUGAUGCUGGCCUCAUUGAUCCAGUCCUCAUUAGGCGUUGUCUUCACUUUUACACUUCAGUGGCCGAAGUCCUUCUUGGCUUGCUAACGGAUACGAAACCAGGAGAGCCCGUACCAGUUCUGCCCUUACCCAGAGACAUUCCCAACAGAUUCACAGCCCUUCCAGAGUGGUAUGUCGAGGACAUUGCAGAGUUUCUUCUUUUCGCACUGCAAUUCAGUCCUGGAGUCGUUGCCAGCAAUAUGGAUAACUCCCUUAUCACUUGGCUGCUCGUUGUUAUCUGCACUCCCCACUGCAUAAGAAAUCCCUACCUCAUUGCCAAAAUAAUCGAGGUCCUCUUUGUGAUCAAUCCAAGCGUACAGGGCAGCACUGAAACCCUCCACGACCAGGUAAUGUCUCAUCCAAUCUCGAGAACUUUGCUGGCAUCCUACCUCAUGAAAUUCUACACAGACGUAGAAACCACUGGCUCCAGCUCUGAGUUCUAUGACAAAUUCUCCAUUCGUUAUCACAUCAGCCUCAUUCUCAAGUCCAUGUGGGAUAGUCCAGUGCACCGUGCCUCCAUCGUAAAUGAAAGUAACAAUGGCAAACAGUUUGUCAAGUUCAUCAAUAUGCUCAUGAAUGACACGACCUUUCUCUUGGACGAGAGCCUGGAGUCACUGAAGAGAAUUCACGAGGUCCAGGAACUAAUGUCUGAUACAGCCGCGUGGUCUGCACUGUCGCAGGAGCAACAGCAGUCGAGGUCAAGGCAAUUGUCUGCUGACGAACGCCAAGCCAGAUCUUUUCUCACUCUUGCCAAAGAGACUGUUGCCAUGUUUCAUUAUCUGACUGUCGAUAUCAAGGAGCCAUUUCUGCGGCCUGAGCUCGUCGGUCGACUCAGUGCUAUGUUGAAUUUCAAUCUGAAGCAAUUGUGUGGCCCAAAGUGCAAAAACUUGAAAGUUAGAAAGCCACAGAAGUAUGGCUGGGAGCCCAGGACACUUUUGGGACAGUUGGUGGACAUCUAUCUGCAUCUUGACUGUGAUAAGUUUGCUGCUGCACUGGCUAGUGACGAGAGAUCAUUCGGCAAAGGGCUUUUCACUGAUGCUGCCACUAGACUCGGCAGAUCUGCCAUUAAAACUACUACGGAAAUUGAACGGUUUAUGGCACUUGCUGAACGAGCUGCUGUUAUCGCUCAUGAUAAUCGAGCCAGGGAUGAGGAUUAUGGGGAUGCACCUGAUGAGUUUAAGGAUCCACUAAUGGACACGCUUAUGGACGAGCCUGUCAAACUUCCGUCCGGAAUUAUCAUGGAUAAGGCUGUUAUCAUCAGGCACUUACUCAACAGCUCGACUGAUCCAUUUAGUCGACAGCCUCUCAGUGAGGAUAUGCUUACACCUGCAUUGGAUCUGAAAAAGAGAAUAGCUGAGUGGAAACAGGAGAAAAAGAAGUCUGCUAACUUUUAAGUGGUACUAACUCGUUUGUAGAACGUUAAAAAUAUCAAAGUGGCAUCAUUUUGUUACUGCACAGUCAACGAUUAAUCAAGAAGGAAAUUGAGAUAACCAUCAGUGCAAUGAUCUCCCAAGUGUGCUAAUGUUGCGCUCAAAUGAAAAUUUGCAGUUCUUUUUGUACAAUAAUAAUAAAUGGACACAGACUGCAGCUAGCUAACUGCCAAUAAUCAAUUUUUUUUUCAACAAAAUUGAGCCAAGUCUAAUGUAAAUACGUGAGUAAUCAUUUGCUUAUCGAUCACUCAUUGGUGUCAAUCAAUUUUCUUUUUUCUUUUCUUUUCUUUUAUCUUCUUUUCCUUUCUUUUCUCUUCAUUGUCAAAUUGGAAUUGUGAAGCUGUCGCGGGGUAAAUUAAAUCAUUGUCACUUUCUAUUGGAGCAUUUGCAUUUGUAACGUGAGUGAUGUAUAAAUUUUAAAAAUGUAAAUGUUAUUGACAUUCGUGUGAAUGGAGUAGCAAAUGGAAAAUUUUAGGAAACGAUUGAGGAAAAUUAUUGGAAAAUAAUUUCAAUGAGUAUACAAUUAUGAGAGUUUAUCUGCGUAUCGGGGUCAAAAUUCAGUGGCAUUUCUUGACGUGUGAUCUAUGUUGGUACGACGUUGCCAUAGUCCUCUGUAAUGGUCUUCUUCAAUAAACAAGGAAUGAGUAAUCAUA